Molecule: messenger RNA, 1649 nt
Organism: Camellia sinensis
Lineage: Eukaryota; Viridiplantae; Streptophyta; Magnoliopsida; Ericales; Theaceae
Source: RefSeq, a predicted model, not a curated record
CUAUAUAUCACAAUUCUAGAGAGAGAAAAAGAGGGGGGGAGAGAGAGAGAGAGAGGAGAGAAGGUCAAAGCAGCAGCAGCGAGAGCAAGAGCAGAAGGAGGCAGCGCAGCAGAAGCAAGUAGUAGUUGUAGUUGUAAUGAUUUCUGGGUGGUGGGGAGAGAGAGAUAUCAGAAAAGCUCGUGAUGAGAAUUUUAUCUUUGCAGGCUAAUUAUAAUUUACAAACAACAGAAUAAUAAGCGCAUCACGAGAGACCCCAAACUCCUUCAGCUUCUUUCUUUCUCUCUCUCUAUUCUCUAUAUUGCGCUACCUGCCUGCCUACCUCUCUGUAGCUGAAAAUCUAGACAGUUCCAACGGGACUGCAUAAGAUAAGAGAAGAAAAAACGAACAAGUCUGUUUUCAGGAGGUGAAAUUGAAUAUUUGAAAGGUGUCCCAAGGGGUUUUGGAGAAGAAACAGGUGGUAGAAAGAAAAAAAAAAUCAUCAGUAAGGGAGGGAAAACGAAGAGGCUUUUGAAGAUCCAGACUCAACACAGAGAGAGAGAGAGAUGGGUAGUUGUGGAAGGAAUGGAGCUGUGAGACAGUAUAUAAGAUCGAAGGUACCUCGUUUGAGAUGGACUCCUGAUCUUCAUCACUGCUUUGUUCAUGCUAUUGAGAGGCUUGGUGGUCAACACAAAGCCACACCAAAGCUUGUUCUUCAGUUGAUGGAUGUGAGAGGACUCACCAUCUCACAUGUCAAAAGCCAUCUCCAGAUGUACAGAAGCAUGAAGAGUGACCUGAUCAGACAAGAGAGGAUAAAACAAUCUUUUGAAGAUCAUGAUGAUGAUGAUGAAGGGUGUGUUGAUCAAGAAAAUGAAAAUGAUGUGGAUAGUUACCAUCCAUCUUCAAAGCCCAUUGAAAAUGAAGAAUCAGAUUCUCACUUCAUGUACAGCAGCAGUCCUUUCCAGAUGGCAGACCCACGAAGCAGCAGCAGCACCUCCAAUACCCACAGCCACAGAUGCAGAUGCAGUGCAAGAAUCCGAUUUCCUUAAGGUAACCUUGCAAGAAGACAAAAAAUGUGCAUCAUCAAAGAGGUGCAAAUUCGAUGAUUACUCUAGACAUGGACAUGAAGAUGACGAUGAAGAAGAAGAAGAAGGUGGGGGUUAUGGAUUGUCAUUGUCACUCUCACUGCGUCAUCAUCCCUAUAGACAGAGAAGUAAUGCUUCAUCAACAAGUGAGAUUAGUGAGGCUAUCUCAUCAUACUCUAGGAGGUCUCAUGUCAUCAAUGACUACUCUGGCUCCUCCUCCUCUUCUCAUCAAAACCAUACAAUUAACUUAGAUCUCUCUAUGGCUUUAUGUGGUAGUACCUAAGAAGAAAAGAAGAAAAAGAAGAAAAAAAAUUGUUUCAGUGUAAUUCUUUCCUAUUUUGCUCUUUUGCAUGGUUGAAUAUUGUAUCCCGCUUUCGGGGUUUGAAAUUUGCUGAGGAAAUUUUCUACGUAUAAUGUAAGUCUUAUGUUAAGAAGUAGAGAUCGUGCAGAGUUUACAUUCCAUUCUUUCUCUGAUAUUAAUGGUUAUUUUUCUGUGAAGUUGGAUUGCAAGCCUGCAACAACUUGAACUGGAUCUUGAUUUUGUAUUCCUAAGUUGACUCAAAAAAAAUGCCUUUGUUCCUGUUUGUA